Molecule: messenger RNA, 756 nt
Organism: Colletotrichum karsti
Lineage: Eukaryota; Fungi; Ascomycota; Sordariomycetes; Glomerellales; Glomerellaceae
Product: o-methyltransferase
Exons: 3
Coding region: 1-756 (251 amino acids)
Molecular function (GO): O-methyltransferase activity; S-adenosylmethionine-dependent methyltransferase activity
Source: RefSeq, a predicted model, not a curated record
AUGAAGUCCUCGGUCUCGGUGCUCUACCCCAACGAGCAAGUCUCGCGCAAGGUGACGGAGUACUCGGAGAGCAGCUCCACGCCGCUGCCCGCGCACAUCGUGGCGUACCACGAUCACAUCGACGCCACGCAGCCCGAGACGUCGAUGCUCAUGAUCAGCAACUUCCAGGCGCAGAAUCACAUCUGGCUGGCCCAGCUCAUCGGGGCCAAGAGGGUUCUCGAGAUCGGAGUCUACGUAGGCUACUCCGGCAUGGUCUGGUCUCACGCCGUCGGUCCAUCCGGCACCGUAACAGGUCUCGAGUUCGACGCAAAGUACGCAAAGCAAGCCGAAGAAGCCUGGGCCGCCAACGGCAUCACGAACGCGUCCGUCAUCGUCGGCGACGCUCUCACGACCCUCCCAACCCUACAACCAGACGAGCCCUACGACCUCAUCUUCAUCGACGCCCAAAAGUCGGGCUACCCGUCCUACCUCUCCACGAUCCUCUCCUCGUCCCCGGCGUCCGGCGGGGGCAAGCGCCUCCUGCGCGAGGGCGGCCUCAUCGUCGCGGACAACGUCCUCCGCCGCGGCAUCGUGGCCGACGACUCGGACGGCAACCCGUGGGUGCAGCGCGAGAAGGGCGAGAGGGCGGCCUACUGGAAGUCCGAGGACGUCGACAAGCUGCGGGAGUUCAACAAGGCGGUCAGGGAGAGCGAGAGGUUGGACAGCUGGCUGAUGCCGCUCUAUGACGGUGUUCACCUCGCGCGGUUGGUCGAUUAG